Messenger RNA from Alexandromys fortis (reed vole), 2019 nucleotides. RefSeq names its product ADP ribosylation factor like GTPase 2 (gene Arl2). Lineage: Eukaryota; Metazoa; Chordata; Mammalia; Rodentia; Cricetidae. The transcript is spliced from 5 exons. Bases 1223 to 1723 code for a protein of 166 amino acids. Gene Ontology annotation, cellular component: microtubule cytoskeleton; cytoplasm. Gene Ontology annotation, biological process: protein folding. Gene Ontology annotation, molecular function: GTP binding; GTPase activity. The record is from RefSeq and is a predicted model, not a curated record.
GGUGGGCGGGGCCGGGCGCGGGGGCGCGGCCGCCGCGGGUACCCACUGCCGGUGGUGCGUCACGCACGAGGCGCUACCACUGCUCGGCGCGGGGCCGGGGCGGGCCAUACCACUCUGCGGGGCGGGGGUUGCGUGCUAACGCCCGCGGUGUGAGCCUGAAGGCCGGGCCUGGACCGGGGUCUCCAGUGUCAUGGGGAGGCGCGGCGUGGUGGUGGUGACUCGGACGUCACGGUCUCUCGGGCUGGCUCGAUGUGGGUCCUGCUCCUCCCCAACGCUGACCCCCCUCCCCUUCGUGUGGGCCCGGCAGUUCCCUCCGGGUUGGAAUCCCAGGGGCGUGAGGACCGCCCAGGCCCCUGCGGGUAGGCGUGGACUCGGCCACCCGUCUAACUGUCACUCAGGGCCCCUGCCGACCUUGUGUUGCAUUAACUGGCACCUGCGUCACCCGCUUUGCGCUUUGCAGUUGUGCCUGUCUGCCUGAGCAUCUGUGAUCCACAAACUGGCAGGGAGAGAAGAGGGAAAUUAAUGUGCCCUUAGAACUUUACCACUCUUGUCCAUUUUAGACAGUUCUGGGAAAGGCAGUCAUUAAGUUACUAUUUAUUGAUCACCUUCUGUGAUUAGCGAAACGAAAAAGCCUUCGUUAUGGAUGGACAGGAGAAAAAAAAAACAAUAAAGCAAAUAAAAAGUGUAGUUUGGGUUGAGAAGAAUGCAGUCCAGAAUGGUCAAAGAGCACAUCAAGACAGUAGCUAUUGGGCAGACUUGAGGAGGGUAGAGAUGCCUGGAAAACUUAGACAGCGGACCUGCAAGUGCAAAGGCUCUAGGAGAGGAUGAACCUGGCAUGUUCAAGAGAAGAAGGGAAGAGUGGCUGGAAAGAGGCAGAGCCAUGGGCUGGGAGCAGGAUGGAGGAAGUGAGGUCAUGGAAGUGGGAGGAAAUGACAGUAGUGCUGGUAGGACCUGCUGCUGGAUUGGAGGAGAAUGUGAGGGGCGGGGAGCUGAAGCCCCAGUCUCUGCUCUCUGGCCAGAGUAAUCAGAACAAGGGGACACUUGCUAAGCUAGAAGGGGAAGGUCCCUGGGAAGACACCAGCCCCGGCUCUGUUUGGGCAGCCAAGUAUGGGCCAGGCAUGUGCUCAACUUGCUUCAGUAUACAGUAGGAAAAUACUACUCCCUAAGAGGUCCAUAGUGUGAUGACGUCCUCCAGCAGAGCUCGGGGACUUCUCCUUAGCCUAUGUGCCCCAGUGGCUUGGACAAUGCUGGCAAAACAACCAUCCUUAAGAAGUUCAACGGUGAAGAUGUGGAUACCAUCUCCCCAACGCUGGGCUUCAACAUCAAAACCCUAGAACACCGGGGAUUCAAACUGAACAUCUGGGAUGUGGGUGGCCAGAAGUCUCUGCGCUCCUACUGGCGGAACUACUUUGAGAGCACAGAUGGCCUCAUCUGGGUGGUGGACAGUGCCGACCGCCAGCGCAUGCAGGACUGUCAGCGUGAGCUGCAGAGCCUGCUGGUGGAGGAGCGCCUGGCUGGAGCGACCCUCCUCAUCUUUGCAAACAAGCAGGACCUGCCUGGAGCGCUGUCCUCUAAUGCUAUUCAGGAGGCUCUGGACCUGGCCUCCAUCCGCAGCCACCACUGGCGCAUCCAGGGCUGCAGUGCCGUCACCGGGGAGGACCUGCUGCCUGGUAUCGACUGGCUCCUUGAUGACAUUUCCAGUCGUGUCUUUACUGCCGACUGAGCUUCUCCAGUGUCCCCAGCUCACUGUCCAGGCCCCUACCCUCAUCAGACACCAGCUUGGGGGGACAGGCACCAACCGGCAAGACUAACACUCCCAACCCUGCCGUGAUCUGCUGCUGCUACUGCUGCUCCCCCCCCCCCUCGCCCCCAGGCGAAGGCUGUCACCCUGGCUUCCAGAGUGGCCUGCAGCUGCCAUGCCUAGAGGAAAGGCUGGACUGGGAGGGAUUAUUUGCUGCUACCAAGGUCCUGGGUGUCGCCUCUAUCCAGCAGUGAGAAUAAAGCACUCCUUUCCCAGUU